Messenger RNA from Aspergillus mulundensis, 1041 nucleotides. Its product is annotated as isopenicillin N synthase family dioxygenase. NCBI's taxonomy places the organism in Eukaryota, Fungi, Ascomycota, Eurotiomycetes, Eurotiales, Aspergillaceae. Bases 1 to 1041 code for a protein of 346 amino acids. The transcript is spliced from 3 exons. The record is from RefSeq and is a predicted model, not a curated record. Gene Ontology annotation, molecular function: dioxygenase activity.
AUGGCGCUACCCGUCGUAGAUUUUUCGUCAUGGUAUAACCUCGAUGAUGAAGCCUCGCGAAAAGGCGUGGCGCAAGAGCUGGUAAACGCCUGUCAGCGAGUGGGCUUUGUUCGAAUCAUCAACCACUCUUUGCCAGAAGACAGCCUCGAUGGGGCAUUCGAGUGGAUGAGGCAAUUCUUUGCGCUCCCAGAAGAGGAGAAGAUGAAGGCCCCUCACCCAGAAGGUUGGGCAGUCCACCGCGGAUACUCGUGGCCUGGGCUAGAGAAGGUUUCGCAGAUUAUGAGCACCGGUGACGACAAGGAGGUGAGGAGUAAAUUGAGAGAGGUGCCUGAUGUCAAGGAAGUCUACGAUAUCGGCAGCGAGAACAACACCCAUGAACCAAAUCAAUGGCUUCCCGACGCCACGCUUCCUGGCUUUAGGGAAUUCAUGAUACAGUUCUAUAGCGACUGUGACCGUGUCGGCAACGAUAUCCUCCGGGCCCUGGCCGUGGGCCUGGAUCUCGAGGACGCAGAAUAUUUAACGAUGAAACACUCGGGAAACUCCCAUCAGCUCCGACUUCUACACUACUUACCAGUCCCGGCGGAAGAUCUAGAGCAGGACCGCGUGAGUCGCUGCGCAGCGCAUACCGACUGGAGCUCAAUAACCUUGCUCUUCCAAGACGACUGUGGCGGGCUCGAGGUGGAGGAUGUCUCACGGCCGGGGUCGUUUGUGCCUGCGCGGCCUGUGAAGAAUAGUAUUAUCAUGAACGUAGGGGAUCUAUUGCAGAGGUGGAGUAACGGUUCGUUCUGGAAACCCUAUCUGUUUUCCUUUCGUUGGGCAAAUGAUACGGGCAGUACCGUCAGCUUGCCCGAACUGUCUGAUCGAAUUGAGGGUCCGAACCGGAUGACUCGUGAACGAUACUCCAUUCCCUUCUUCAUGUCUCCGGAUGACGAUAUUGUCGUGGAGUGUAUACCGUCUUGCAUUAGUGACAGAGAGCCGGCGAAAUAUGAGCCUAUCACGCGCGGAGAUUAUAACAAAAUGAGGAUGGCUAUGAUGUAUUGA